Messenger RNA from Cucurbita maxima (winter squash), 1598 nucleotides. RefSeq names its product chlorophyll synthase, chloroplastic-like. Gene Ontology annotation, molecular function: chlorophyll synthetase activity. Bases 132 to 1253 code for a protein of 373 amino acids. The record is from RefSeq and is a predicted model, not a curated record. Lineage: Eukaryota; Viridiplantae; Streptophyta; Magnoliopsida; Cucurbitales; Cucurbitaceae. Gene Ontology annotation, biological process: chlorophyll biosynthetic process. The transcript has 15 exons. Gene Ontology annotation, cellular component: membrane.
CCAAAGCUAAGUGGUUAAGUUAUCAACUCCCACCAGACGGCUCAAUUUCACCGUAGUCUAUUUUUUUUUAAACCGCGCAAUAUCCGCAAUUCUCAGUGGGAGCUCCAAGAAGGAACGGAGAUUGUGCUUCCAUGGCGUUAACAUUGAAUACAGCUCCAUCUCUGAGAUUAUCGAGCAUCCAAGCCAAUCGAGUUCGAUUUCACUCUACUCUAUCACCGGUUUCUGUUUCGUUCUCUAGGAGGAGGCUUUUGGUUGUUGCCGCUGAAACUGACGCCAAUGAAGUUAAAUCUCAGGCUCCAGAUAAGGCGACGGCUAGUGGUGGUUCGAGCUUCAACCAGCUUCUUGGAAUUAAAGGUGCUGCGCAAGAAACUAAUAAAUGGAAGAUUCGUCUUCAAUUGACAAAGCCUGUUACAUGGCCCCCAUUGGUCUGGGGAGUAGUAUGCGGUGCUGCUGCUUCUGGUAACUUCCAUUGGAAUUUCGAGGAUGUGGCAAAAUCAAUUGCUUGCAUGCUUAUGUCUGGUCCAUUUCUCACUGGCUACACACAGACAAUCAAUGAUUGGUAUGACCGAGAAAUCGAUGCAAUUAAUGAACCUUAUCGUCCAAUCCCAUCUGGGGCAAUAUCUGAGAAUGAGGUUAUAACUCAAAUUUGGGUGUUGCUUCUGGGAGGACUUGGCUUGGCUGGUUUGUUGGAUGUGUGGGCAGGGCAUGACUUCCCUGUAGUCUUUUACCUUGCUCUGGGUGGUUCGCUGUUAUCGUAUAUAUACUCCGCUCCACCUCUAAAGCUGAAACAAAAUGGUUGGAUUGGAAAUUUUGCUCUCGGGGCAAGUUAUAUCAGUUUACCAUGGUGGGCAGGUCAAGCUUUAUUUGGAACUCUCACUCCUGAUAUUGUCGUUCUCACACUCUUGUACAGCAUAGCUGGAUUGGGAAUAGCCAUUGUAAACGAUUUCAAAAGUAUUGAGGGGGAUAGAGCUAUGGGACUUCAGUCACUUCCAGUAGCUUUUGGUGCUGAAACUGCUAAAUGGAUUUGCGUUGGUGCUAUUGACAUAACUCAACUAUCUGUUGCUGGUUAUCUGUUGGGAGCUGGUAAGCCGUAUUAUGCAUUGGCCCUCCUUGCUCUAAUCGCUCCCCAAAUUUUUUUCCAGUUUAAAUACUUCCUCAAGGACCCCGUCAAGUACGAUGUCAAAUAUCAGGCGAGUGCCCAACCAUUUCUUGUGCUGGGUCUGUUGGUUACUGCUCUAGCAACCAGCCAUUGAAGUCUUAACAUGGGGAGAAUGAAAAGUGCAGCAAUGGCCGUUUGAGCCGAACGCAAGGCUAGAGGGAGCGGGAAGCCAAGCCUGCGGACUCUCCCCAGCAGCACAGCUCACUUGAUGUCUUGUUUGGUAACCGCAGGUUUUGGAUCUCUUCCUUCAUAUUUCAAAGCUUUGAUUUAGGCUUGUAUCCCACUAUUAGCUAUUUUCGAUGUCAAAGCUUUCAAUAGGUGAAAUUUGAAUGUAUUGCACCUAAAUCAUCUACUGAUUACUUCGUGUUUGCCCGUAGUUGCCCACACGUUUAUUGUUUCUUUUCUUAAAAGCCAUGCUGUUUCCCUGUUUACCACUUUA